AUGACUCAUUCACGAUUUUAUAUAAGAUUAUUCUUCUCAACUUGCUUCGCUUUAAUGGUUAUAAGUACAAAAUUUUCCAAUGGCGUAGUAAUAACCCGAAUUAAUUUAAGACACGAACAAAAAUAUCUUAACGUAAUAAAGUCAAAUUCUAUACAAAAUCAUCAACACUUGCGAAGAGAUUUAUUAGCAAGUAAAACCCCCAAAAUCACGAACAUACCAGAGAAUAAUCUCAUCAUACCACAUACAGAUAAAAGUAUUUACAAAUUAGAUCCAACAGGUAGUGCAGUAUUUUAUGUAGCAGGUAUAAUAACUUCCUUCGCAAACAUGCUCGGAUCCUCUUUGAUGAUCAUUUUAACAAUCCAUAAAUAUCGAUGCAACUCCGAAUAUCUUACAACAUCAAAAAGAUUUCCUCUUUAUAUGGCAAUAAUGGAUUUUGGUACUUCUUUUAUAACUUUACCAAAUUUGUUUUAUCCAAUGACACAAGAUUAUCUAAUGAGAGGUAGUUGGUGUAGUUCAUUAGGUUUCAUGACUUCGUUAUUGAUCGGAAUAAAUAUGAUGUUGAUGGCCAUAUUGGCUUUAAUAACUUAUUUAAGAAUUUGUAAACGUUUUGUCGUGAAUCUUGGAAAAAAGGAUUGUUUUUUGUUUCUGUCGAUUCUUAUUCCAACCUUAACUAUUUCGUUCGUAACCUGGUUAUUAGAUGGAUUCGGUCCUGAUACUUUUUGGUGUUUUAUGAAUAGUCUAAAAAGUGGAAGUCGAGUAAAUUUGAUUGCACUUAUAGCAUUUGCAUAUAUUGUAACAAUAAUAACAUCAUUUAGUUACAUGAAUGUAAUAAAACGGAUUAAUAAUGUUGAAGCAAUGCUUGCAUCCUUCUCACGCACAAAAGAUUCAAACAUGCAAGAUACUGAACAAAGUUCAAGUACAUGGUCAACAAAAUUUAAGCAAACGUUCUUUUUUACAUCAGCAAGUUUGAAAUCAUCAAAUCGUACAUCAACAAUAUCACGUGAAACGAUGAGUAAUUUAGAUGGUCUAGAAUUAAGACCUCCAAGUUUCUUUUAUGAACUUCGACCUUCUGUAAUCGUUAAUGCCCCUACGGCUUUACAAUUGAUACAAUAUACACCGAUAAUUAUUUAUUCAUUGUGUUUUUUGGUGAAUGAGAUGCAAGCUUGGGUUUAUGUGUUGACUGUUGUGAUGUUGAAUUUAGGUGGUGUUGUUAAAUCGGUGACGUUUAUGAAAAAUGAAUUGUGGUGUAACGAUGAGAUGAGUGAGAAGAGAGAAAAGUCAGGAGGAACGGUUAAAGCGUCAUUAAAUGAGAAUGAUAUUGAAAUAAAUUCAUUCAAUAAAAAUCAAGAUUUUACACCGAUUUCAAACAACUGA
Messenger RNA from Funneliformis geosporum, 1374 nucleotides. Lineage: Eukaryota; Fungi; Glomeromycota; Glomeromycetes; Glomerales; Glomeraceae. The record is from the annotation of a GenBank genome assembly.